UUUUAAAAUUAAUAAAAAAUCUAAAAAAUUAAAAAAUUUCAAAAAAGUUCACUUUUUAGAAUUUUGCUAAUGUGAGUUGUAAAUGAAACGCGCUGCCAUCUUUCUUUUCAAUCCAGCCUCGUGGAAUCAUCAAAAUGAAAGCUAAAGGAGAGUUGAAGGAAUACCAAGUCAUCGGGCGCAAAUUGCCCUCGGAGAAGGAGCCAAAUCCUCCAUUGUUCAAAAUGAACUUGUUCGCACCCGACAAGAUCGUUGCGAAAUCCCGUUUCUGGUAUUUCUUGCGUCAAUUGCGUAAAUUCAAGAAGGCUACCGGCGAGAUUGUUCAAGUUAAGCGUGUUUUCGAGAAGACUCCCUUGAAAAUCAAGAACUUUGGCAUCUGGUUGCGUUAUGACUCGCGUUCCGGCACACAUAACAUGUACCGCGAAUACCGUGACUUGUCCAUUGGAGGCGCCGUAACACAAUGCUAUCGUGACAUGGCUUCACGUCAUCGUGCUCGUGCCCAUUCAAUCCAAGUCAUCAAAGUCGAACCCGUGGUUGCUUCAAAGACACGUCGUGUGCAAAUCAAGCAAUUCCACGAUUCCAAAAUCAAAUUCCCGCUCACGAGACGCUACGAUCACAAGCGUUUCAGAAAGACCUUCUCAUUGCGCCGACCAACAACCUAUUUCGGAUAAGCAGCAACAACCUCUGGCAAGGAUACGAUUUUUUUUGUUACGGAUCGUAUUGUGACAUGAAAAAUGAUGAAAGGGAAAUAAAAGAGAACAGAUUUUCCAAAAACAGUACAUAAA
Molecule: messenger RNA, 782 nt
Organism: Culicoides brevitarsis
Lineage: Eukaryota; Metazoa; Arthropoda; Insecta; Diptera; Ceratopogonidae
Gene: RpL18A
Product: large ribosomal subunit protein eL20
Exons: 3
Coding region: 135-668 (177 amino acids)
Biological process (GO): translation
Cellular component (GO): cytosolic large ribosomal subunit; ribosome
Molecular function (GO): structural constituent of ribosome
Source: RefSeq, a predicted model, not a curated record